GUAAGGCAAUAAAGGUAAGGUAGGGAGGUAGUCAUCGUAAUCGCCAUACCCCAUCCCCAUCCAUCCCCAUAUCCUACCCCGGUAUCUACCACCCAACCUUCCCACCCAAGUAAAUGUACAUGUACAUGCCCACUGCUUUAUUAUUAGUCCGAGUUCCCAUCUGCAAGUGGCACAGCACACCACCGCCGAUCUUUAGACCAAAUGAAAGGGGGCGAAACACGGAAACACCAGGAGGCGCCGCAUACGUCAUGCUUCGGAAUUGCUUUCCAGGUGCUUUUGUUUUUUCUUUUCUUUCUCUUUCUCUUUCUCUUUCUCUUUCUCUUUCUCUUCCUUGCGAAUGGAUAAGGUGGGUACUUACUUAUGGGGGACUUUUGCGGAGGGAUAUCUUCCUACACUGGGUAUUUGUGGGGUGUCUAUCUAUGCCCUAGGUCGUACUUACUAUGGAGUACUGGAAGGGAUACCUGGUAGCUUAGCUACGGAGUAUGGACAUGGAUACAGGUACAUGGACAGAUGAGGCGAUAGGCAUA
This is a messenger RNA of Aspergillus steynii IBT 23096, 527 nucleotides long. RefSeq lists its product as uncharacterized. Bases 114 to 428 code for a protein of 104 amino acids. The record is from RefSeq and is a predicted model, not a curated record. NCBI's taxonomy places the organism in Eukaryota, Fungi, Ascomycota, Eurotiomycetes, Eurotiales, Aspergillaceae. The transcript has a single exon.